AUGAAGGUCCAUAUAAAAUUUAAUCUACUAUUCUGUGUAGCUUUUGUAUAUUCACAAAUCGACAGCUCACUCGUCAUAAAAGCUCAAAAAUUUGGAAGCAGUGUGAGCACUCUAUCUUCUGACUCAGUUAUAUAUUGGGGUGAAUCUUUCGAAGAAAGUUAUUUCUAUGGCGAUCUUAAAACAUCUUCUUCAAUUCAGAGAACAAAGGAUCAAGAUAUAUACAUGUCAGCGUUAUGAAUUGCCUACGAUGCCCAUUAUAAGCUUAAUUUGAGUUUAUCUGAUGGAAAUUAUAUAUUGAACUUGAGAUUUGCUGAAAUUGAAUAUGAUUCUCCUAAUGAAAGAGUUUUUUCUAUGAAUUUUUGUGGAGAAAGUAUUUUUGAGUAUCUAGAUAUAUAUACUCAAGUUGGAGGAAAAAAUAAAGCUUUAAACAUUUUUUAUGAAUUUAGUGUAAGGAAUGGGAUAAUUCAAUCAUCAAACUAUAAUAUUGCUCAAAAUGAUGGAAUGCUAGAUUUUGAAUUCAUUUCAGUUGUUGAUAAAGGGAUAAUAAAUGCUUUACAAAUUAUUAAGGGAACUUGCAGCGACACAGGAAUUUGUAAUAAUUGUUAUGAUCCAAAAUGUCUUGAGUGUGAUAAUGAUGCUGCUAUUUGUACAAAAUGCAUGUACAAUACAGGUCUAAAUGAUAAAAAUUAUUGCCAAUGCAAUUCUAUGAAUAUAAAAGCUAUAAUAAAUGCUCCAGAAAGUGUAUGCAGUGACUGUAUUAUUACUCUUGAUGGCUCGGAAUCUUAUGGAAGUGGAAAACUUAGUUUUCAGUGGGUAAUUGAUAAUAAAUUUUACUCAAAUUCUGCAGUUUGCUACUAUACUGUGCAAGAUUCCUCAAAAACCCACAUCAUAGUAAAUUUUACAAUCUCUGAUUCCUGUGGAUAUACAAAUACAAUUGGCAAAGUUAUCAACGUCAGUAGAGAUUCUAUUGUUGUUAAUAUUAUAAGCUAUACCAAUAGUUAUCAAGUCAAUAAAUACUCAACAUUUUCUGCAAAUUAUAUUACAAAAAAUAGUAGCUUGCAAAACCCAGUCUAUACAUGGUCGAUCUCACCUGAUAUUAGCUCAUCUGUAAAUUUAAACCAAAAAGAAAUCACAAUAAAAUUUCCUGAUACACAAAAUUAUACAAUUGCACAUUUUAAAUAGGAGUUAGGGUAGGACUGCAGUCCUGCAGCCGAGCUCUUUGAGAGAAGUCAUCGACUUCUUUAGAGUCUCGGCUCGAAGAGAAGUGUGUUCUACACUGAGGCUGAUGCAGAAAGAGAGAUCCUAAGAGGCUUUGGGGACAGAAACAGACCUACGGCUAGUCUUGUCUCACUUACCGUUAAUCAUAGCUUUGGUCCAAGUUGAGGCUACAAGGGAAUGGGCCUUGAAAAAGAUAAUCUAUUAUAUUGAAACUGAAACUUAAGCACAAUUGCAGUCACAGCUACCUUUGAUAGUGCUUCUGCUACGACUUCUAAGAUUAUAACCCCAAUGCCAGAAAUACCAAUAAUUUCUGUUUUAGGGGUGAAUACAGAAAUAUAUUGAACAGCAAAUAUCAUAUUUAAUGCUACCCUUCUAUAUGAAAAUGGGUCUAACCAAGUUAACUAUCCUCUGAAUUAUUCAUUUAUUGAUUGUGCAUACGGAAAAAUUACUUCUCUUGGGCCAAAUAGUGACAAAUCUCUCUGGAGUUUUCGCUUCCAAGGGACAAAGAAUUUUGAUUCUACCUGCAGUUUUGAAAUUUCUAUUGAAAUUGCAGGAAAUAUAUAUAGCGCGGACUGCUAUUAUAAUUUAACUCAAACGACUAUACCUCUUGUAUAUGUUUCUUACCCCUACCCUUAUUUUGACUGAUCUUCUGAGAUAAGAUUUAUGGCAAAUAUUCCUGAUCAAACAAAUUUAGUUUUCAGGUGGAUUCAAACUGAUAGCAACCCUCAAUUAUCAGAGUCAGACCUUGCUACUUAUAAAAAUCAAUCUUCCUAUACAAUUUUGCGUUGCGUCACAAUUCCAACAAAAGCAUAUGAGUUUACAAUAGAAGUUGAAGAUAUCACCACCAAUACAAAAAUUGAUGUAAAAACCAAAAGACCAGUAAAUAGUCCACCUCAAUAUGGAAAUUUUGCAGUAAAUCCUUCAAGUGGGAGUACUUUAGAAACACAGUUUAAUGUUAUUUUUCAAAAUUAUGUCGAUCCUGAGCAAAAUAAUCCAAUUUCUUAUCAAAUUUUACAGCUAAAUGAUGAUGGAAGCACUAUAGCAAUUACCCCGAAAACAUAUAGUAACAGCUUUAGCAUUUAUAUUGGAGCUAAUGGAAAUUUAACGUUAUUGGGAAGAGUUUAUGAUAGCUUACUCCCCCCCCCCCCCUCGUGAGCGAACAAAAAAAUUUUGUUCACUCACGGAGGGGGGUUAAUUUUUUUUUUUUAAAAACAAUUUAUAUAUAAAUUUUAUAAAAAAAUAUUUUUUUCGAAAUUAAAAAAAAAAUCCUAAUUUGCAAAAAUUGGGAAGCAAAUACUAAUUUAAUUUGCAAAAUUUAUGUUUUAAAACGCAAUUUGUUUAAAAUUAAACAGAAUUAGCUCUAGAUUUCAUUAUACUAAUUAUCACUUAUAUAGCAAAAUUUUUUUCUAUUAAAAUUUUUUCUAUUAAAAAUAUUUUUGUUCACUCACGGAGGGUGGGGGUUUUUGGUCAAAAAAUGGCGAUUUUUCUAAUGGUUUUGUUCGCUCACGGAGGGGGGGGAGUUAGGAACUUUUAAUAGCACUGCAUACAAAAUUUCGGUGCAAAAAACAAAUGCAAACCCUAAAAUAGAAACUGAAAAGCUACUAAAUGCUGGAUUAAAUAUGGAUCCAACCAUGUAUAUUUCAAAAAUUGUUGCAAUUUCUCAAUAUGUGUUUAAGGAUGCGAGCUAUAAAAAUAGUACAGAAGAGAUUGUGAAUGAUUUAUUAACUCCUCUUUGAAUUGGAACAAAAUAUAGGCAAAAUUUAGAUUUUUUAUUAACUUUAAUCUCAUUAAAUUGGAACAAUUUUUUUCCAAUCGGACUUUUAUUGGUGAAAAUAUUAAUUUUUAUAGAAUAUUUUGACCUAAUUUAAAGUAAAAAGUGUAACUAGAAUAGCAUUUAAAGAGUUCACACUGAAUCGAUUAAACUUUUAAAUUAAAUCUUUAUAAAAUAAAAUAUUCAAUUUUUUAUAUUUUUUAAUUUUAAGUAAAAUUUUUUAAAAACAAAUAUUAAUUCCAUUUCAAUUGGACCAGGAAUUUUAUUAUAAUUUAUUAGAGGAGGGAAUUAAAUACUUUAAAUAAAUGAGUUUCAAGCAAAGAAAUGACUCUCGUUGAUGUAAGCACUGCCAUUGAUGUUAUAAGUGUCUUUCUCACGAAGUCUGAUUACUACGGAGAGACUUUAAUGCUGAACAUUACUUCUAGCUUAUCGAAUAUUUUAAAUCAAACAGAUAAGCUUGAUAAAGACACAUAUGAAGUAUUAUUGGAGCAAAUUGACAUUAUUACAUAUAGUCAGUUGCUCUAAUUUCUGAUCGGCUCCCACGAGCCAAAGAUGGAUUUCACACGUGAAAAUCCAGAACUUCCACGUGGAAACCCAUUUUUGGCUCGUGGGAACCGAUCAGAAAUAACUAAAAAAGAUAAUACAGAUUUACUGGGCUAAGUGAUGAAGGCAAAACCAAUUACACUUCAUUGGAUUUUUAUUAUACGCUUAUUGAUUUUUUUGGUAAAGCAAAUGAUAAAUACCAAAAGCAAACACUCCCAAACGAAGUUAGUAUUACUUUUGAUGGAAAAUACUAUACUUCAGUGAUUGUUUCUAGAAGUAAAAGUACAUUGAGUGAGGAAAUUUCGAUAUCCAAUUGCACAGUUAGUUUUGAUGUGGAUGCUCAAAAUGAUGAUGAUAACAAAGUCUACCAUCAAGCUGUUGCGUUAUUAAAUAAUUUGAAGGAUGUAACAGCUGCACUACCUUCAGAAUUCCAAAAUAAUUUUGAUGCAGCCAAUUCUUGCUCUUUUGACUCGCAUAAUAAGUUCGGAUGCCGAAGCUACGAAAUGAACCAGAAUUUGGAUUAUGGGAUAUCAAAGAAUAAUGCUUAUGUCAAGCCAAGUGUAACUAAAUUUCAGUAUAAUUCUUAUAAGCAAGAAUCAGAAGCAGCUGAUGCAAAUGUGACCAUUGUUAUGCCCAAGUCUGCGCAAACAUUAUAUGAUACAACCUGCGAAGUAUUAAUUAAUGGGCUUUUUAGUAAUAAUCCAUGCAAUACAGUUGACCUUGGAAAUUUUGUCUAUCAGUGCGUAUGCAAAAAUCUUGGCUUAAUUACACAAAUUCCUGACCCAACGUUACAAAAUUUAUUUGUAAAAGGAAAAAUCUUGAUUAAUGUUAAAAUAUUUUCUGGCCUUUCAUUUAUCCCAUUUAUCGUUUAUAUAUUGCUCUCGCUCAUAUAUAUAAUAGGAUUGAGAGACUUAGGGAAGCUUGAUACAUUAACUUGCAAAACUUUGAAGAGUAAGGUAAAAUAUAUUAUGAGAAAAAUAAAAUCGUCUAUUGAAAGUCAUAUCAAAUUUAACGAAUUUUGCAGCAUAAAACAAAUUAAGAGGGGAUUAUUGAAUUUUACUAAAAAAAUAAAAGAAGAUGUGGCUGGAAAACUUACAGAUAUAAAUGAUAUAGAUUUUUUAGACGCUUUAAUAACAGAUAAAUUGAUUAUUAAGCAAGCUGAAGAUGCAAUUUUAAAAAAUGAUAUAGAUAUAAUUAAAUCUCUCACUUUACCUGACGUAGAAUUCAAUAAUUUGAUGCAUAGCAUUCGUGUUAGAAGAAUGAUUUUCGCUAAACUUUAUUACUUUAUAAGGAGUUAUUGCUAUCAGGAAGCUUAUGAAAAAAAAAUUAUCAACAAAAUUAAAGAUCUCACUAGUAAUAGAGAUCCGCAUAUUGAAGCAUCAGCAAAGUUAAUAAAAGAAAUAAUAAAGCAAAUAAAAUCUGGAGAAUUUAUUGUAAACAAUUAUGAAGAAAAUAGUGAAGAGCAUCAAGAUAAUGGGGAUAAUGAAGAAGUUGGAGACAGUCAAGUGCUUCUUAACAUAGAAAAUGACGAAAGCACUUUUUAUUAUAAUUCGAACUCUUAUGGAAUUUUUAUUGAGCUUCUCGCAAACAAAAUGAAAAACGAUUUUCUUCAUGAGGAUACUUUUUAUUAUUAUUUUAUCAAAAGUAAUUUGCUGCUGGGCUUAAUUGGGUUUACAAGUAUGAAUUUUUCUAGAAGAGGUAGACUUACUUUGUUUAUGCUGACUGCAUUUACAGAUGUAUGAGUAGCAGUAUUUUUCUUUGAAGAUAAAAAUAAUUAUUAUAGUUCCUUUUCAAUACUUUCUAUAAGCGAAGUUCAACUAAUUAUUAUCGGAAUUUCUAUUGUAAUUGGAUUAAUUACAGGGAUUUUAGGUCACUUUCUACCUAGCAAUUACACUCAGUCAGAGUUAUGAAAGGAAGAGAAAGUUAAAUAUAAGACAUCAAAAAUCGCUUAUUUAAUCAGUUGAGUAGCAAUGUUGUUUUUGCUUUGGAAUGCCUGUUCAAAUGCAGGUAAUCUAUCAUACAGUCAGCAUGGAAAUCUCAUUAAAAGCAUCACAAUUACUUUGAUUGUUACCGUUUUACUUGAAGGGGUAAUCAAGCCUAUUUUAGAGGCAUUAUUACAUAAAUAUAGAGUUUUGACUGUAAUUAAGAGAAGUUGCUUAGAUAUAAUGGGACUAGUGAUUUGUUGUAAAAAGAGAAAUCCUGCACAAGUUUACGCAGAAGAAAAUAUUAAAUCUGAUGAAGGUUUUUUGGAAAUAGAAGAAUCUCAAAUUUAA
Molecule: messenger RNA, 5805 nt
Organism: Blepharisma stoltei
Lineage: Eukaryota; Ciliophora; Heterotrichea; Heterotrichida; Blepharismidae
Source: the annotation of a GenBank genome assembly